GUGUUCAUCAGCGUCGUCGAUUCGGCGCACAAACCGCCCAUCUUCGAGCGCGCCCGGUACGCCUACUCGAUCGGCGAGGGAGUCGCGAAGGGUACCGUCGUUGGUACCGUUAAAGCUGCUGUUACUGAUGGUGCCGGACGAAGUAACGUUUACUAUUCCAUUUACUCCGGCGAUCCAGAUGGUCUCUUCAUCAUCGAUGGUGCAACUGGAAUAAUCACCACAUCCUCACCGUUGGACCACGAGACCAAAUCCAGCGUUCUUCUAAACAUCCAAGCCACCAGCGGCGAUCCUCCUGUAUACGGCCACACCCAAGUGAACAUCGAAAUCGAAGACGUCAACGACAACGCGCCGGAGUUCGAAUCACCGCUGGUGAGGAUUUCGGUGCCCGAAAACGCGGAGGUGGGAUCUCCGCUGUACUCGGCCCACGCCAGUGACAGGGACUCGGGCAGGAACGGGGCGGUGGAAUACAAAAUGGCCGGCAACCCCUACGGGGGGCUGUUUAAAGUCGACGCGAAAUCGGGUGAUUUGACCGUCGCCAGGCGGUUGGAUUACGAGACUUCCCAAAGGCAGAGUUUGGUGAUUACCGCCACCGAUUCGGGCGUGCCGCCUCUUGCUGCUAAUUUGACUGUCAUGGUGGAGGUGCAGGAUGUGAAUGAUAACGCUCCGGUGUUCGAGAGGAAGGAGUAUUCGCUGAGGAUUGUGGAAUCUGCUGCUGUUAAUACGCAGCUCCUCCAACUGACCGCCAUCGACGCGGACAGCGGCAACAACGCCCGCCUCACCUACCGCCUCAUCGCCGCCAACGCCACCGACGCCCCGGACGCCGCCUUCGGCGUCUUCCCCGCCACCGGCUGGCUGUACCUGCGGGCGCCGCUCGACCGCGAGCGCCGCGACCGCUACCGCCUCACGGUCGCCGCCUCCGACAACGGCGUCCCAUCGGCCACCGCCACCGCCCUGGUGCUGGUCCAGGUGCUCGACGCCAACGACAACGAUCCCGUCUUCGCCGGCGAUUCCUACGAAUUUGCGAUCGAGGAGAACCUGAGAAGAGGAACUUUC
Molecule: messenger RNA, 1053 nt
Organism: Phyllotreta striolata
Lineage: Eukaryota; Metazoa; Arthropoda; Insecta; Coleoptera; Chrysomelidae
Source: the annotation of a GenBank genome assembly